Messenger RNA from Panicum virgatum (switchgrass), 1630 nucleotides. RefSeq names its product WRKY transcription factor 71-like. The record is from RefSeq and is a predicted model, not a curated record. Gene Ontology annotation, biological process: regulation of DNA-templated transcription. NCBI's taxonomy places the organism in Eukaryota, Viridiplantae, Streptophyta, Magnoliopsida, Poales, Poaceae. The transcript has 3 exons. The coding region runs from base 159 to 1259 and encodes 366 amino acids. Gene Ontology annotation, molecular function: sequence-specific DNA binding; DNA-binding transcription factor activity.
UCCGCUCCAAGAAAGUCGUAUCCUUGCGGGCGCACGCUUUUUGCAACCGAGGAAAAAAACAAAUCAAAAGGUAGCUGGGGGGAGAGCCUGCUGAAAAGCUCAAACCCUCCUCACUUCCACGCCUCUCCUCCCUUUCCACACUCCGGCAGCCACUCCCCAUGUCUUCUAGAGGAGUAGGAGUAGGAGGAGGAGGAGGGGUAGGCGGCGGCGGAGGAGAUCACCAUGGCGUCUACCACCAGCACGGCCACGGCCAUCUCGCCCGCGCAGAUGGGGCCGAGUUCGUGUUCAGCAACAACGACAUGGAGAGCUUCUUCUUCAGCCAGCCGGGGUCGGGCGUGGUCGGUGGCGGGGGUAGCAGCAGGACCGGCGCCGACGAGCUCAUGCCGCCCAACUCCAGCAUCACGGACUACCUGCAGGGGUUCCUGGACCCCUCCGGGCUAGCGCGGCACCUGGACACGCCGUGCCCGCCAGCGGAGGAUGCCCCGGUCAAGCACGAGCUGUCCCUCGAUGCGAUGAGCCACGACAGCCAGGGCACCAGCGGCGGCGCGGCCGGAGAAGGGGCCGCGCUGCUCACGCCCAACUCCUCGGUGUCUCUGUCGUCCAGCGACCGGGAGGGGGACGGCCAGCCCCGUCGGUGCAAGAAAAAGGCCGACGAUGAGGUGGCCGCGGAGGGGGAUGAGAAAGAUCAGGAAAACUCCACGAAAGCGACCAAACCCAACAAGAAGAAAGCCGAGAAGAGGCAGAGGCAGCCCCGCGUGGCCUUCCUGACCAAGAGCGAGGUGGAUCACCUUGAGGAUGGCUACAGGUGGCGCAAAUACGGUCAGAAGGCGGUCAAGAACAGCCCUUACCCAAGGAGCUACUACCGGUGCACGACGCCCAAGUGCGGCGUGAAGAAGCGCGUGGAGCGGUCGUACCAGGACCCGUCGACGGUGAUCACGACGUACGAGGGGCAGCACACGCACCACAGCCCCGCCAGCCUCCGCGUUGGCGGCGCGCACCUCUUCAUGGCCGGGGCGCACGCGCUGCCGCCGCACCUCAUGCCGCCCGGCGGCGGCUUCCGGCCGGACCUGAUGGGCAUGAUGCGUCACCACCCCACCAUCCCCUCGGGCGCAAGCCCUAGCAUGUUCCUGCCGAGCAUGCCGCCUCCGCAGAUGCCAGCGCCGUCGCCUCCUCCCCCUCCUCUUCAGCAGCACCACUUCACUGACUACGCCCUCUUGCAGGACCUUUUCCCGUCGUCCACAAUGCCCAACAACCCAUAACUAACUGCAUGCCACACAAUUAGCUGCUAGCCUAGAUCGACACAUGAGAUGCUUCUUCUGAAAUACUCGAGUUUGCGUGCGCGCGCCAAAUGUGAUCGCCUGAUGACCCUAUAUUAUUGGGCUUGGUCUUUGCACGGUGAGGGUGUUGUUGUUAUUGAUUAAUCUGAUGCAAGCUUUCAUCUUAAACUUUUGCUUGCAUUUCUUCCUCUUCCAUUUGUCAACUUCUCUCCUACCUCGCGCGGAUCGGAGUACUAGAUGGAAGUUACUUUAUUUGUAACUAUCGCUAGAACGGCAACAUAUAUAAUUUGUCAUGUACUCCGAUCCGCCACAGCCCGAGCGCCGCCGCCACAGCCGCCGGCGCGCCCCCGCCC